UGCUCCGAAGAGAUUGGUUGAAUCAUUUUAUUUAAUUCAUAUCACACACACUACAAGAAAUAUUUAUAAAAAGGAACAAUAUUUUGCACUAAAUAAUACAAUUUACAAUACAAUUUCAAUUAACUGAAUGACACCGAUUGAAAUGAUGUCAAAAGACCCAGGUUCUUAACUCCACGGAAGCGCGCAAUAUUUCGAUAAUUCAAAUCAGUUCGAUAUAUUGCAUAGAUCGAUACUAGUUGAAUGCUAUCUAUGCUUACUCUAUUCUGUAUGAUGGAGACGAUUUUAAAAGUUAAUUAAAAAUAUAUUUAAAUACUCAAAUAACUCUAACAUCUAACAAACAUAUUUUUAAAUAAAUAAAUAUUUAAAUAAAUUUGAAAUAUAUUUUUAUAUUCAAAAAAAUAAUAAUACUAACGUCGUGUUCAAUACAAGAGGGAAAUAUUUCGUUUAUAUUUCCAAAUAUUCAGUAUCGAUGGACUAUUUUUAUUGAUCUAUUUUAGCACAAAAUUGAUCAAUCAACAUGUUUAGCUUGGUUUCUAAGUAACCAUUCGUGAUUCUACUGUAUAGAUAUGAGUGACAAGUAUUUCGAGGAAAAAUUAUUCAAUUAUUAAGAUAGGCGCUAGUUAUCAGAUGCAACUUGCCAGGUGUAGCCAUAUCUUUAAUCAUAUACUCUAUUUAUUAUAUUUUAUAUACUUUCUCAAUUAGAUAUGGAUAACCAUUUAACGAACCACGAUAACGAACGAGAGGCGCCAAAAUAUCAGAACACUUAUCGUCUGAAUGCUUACAAUCCUUUUAAAAUAGAUCCAGUGGAUAAGAUUGUAAAGACAAUAAUGAUAACUAAAUUAGAAAAUAUUUCUUAUAAUGCUGUGGAGUGUCUGAAGCUUUGUGAGUUAGUAGCCACUGAAAUUAGAGAAAAAAUUAAAACCUUGAACUUCGAUAGAUAUAAAAUCGUAGUCAAUGUGACCAUCAUAGAGAAAGCAAAUCAAUCUAUACAAUCAUCUAUAGGCUUUCUUUGGGACGCUAGAAAAGACAAUUACUCUACAGUUACAUACGGAGCUCGAACUUUUCAUGCCUACUGUUGUGUAUUUGGUCUUUAUUGUGAAUAAGUUGAACUAUCACCUUCUUAGUAAUUUUUCGCUCUUAUUACCUACCAAACUACGUACAGUCGGUCUCGAAAAUAUUCGGACACUACUAUAACUUUGACUUCUAUGUUCUAUAUUUGAAACAGAUGAAGAUAAAACAACAAAAAUGUUUUACAAUGUAUUGAAGUAUGGUAUAUAUAUGUCAGAAUGAAAAAAACUUUUGACUUAAAACAAAAAUUAAUUGAACCGUAGAAUUAAUAAAAAGACAACAAUAAACACUAAGGAAAAAUGAUAAAUUCAGUUAAUAGAAUAAUAAAAUACAGCGUCGGUUACUAAUAAAAAAUAAUCAACAUACUAAACUGCUUAAAAUAUGUUAUUGAACAAAAGGGUGAGUUAUAAAGUGUCCGAAUAUUUUUGAGACUGAUUGUAUGUUAAUAUUUAUUCACGACGAAGUUAAAAUUUGAACAAUGUUCUGUUGAUUUUCAUCAGAUCAUACGUUUUCCAUAUGGUAUCGACGUCAAUGAGUGAUAAGUUUUUACCGAUAAUUGGUGGAAAUAGCAAAAACAUGUAGUAAUAAUAAGAAUCAAUUCGUGUAUGCAUACACUGAUUUAAACACACCUUUGUUUAUCUCUACCGAUUGCGUACUCAAGAAAAUUAUUGUCAUAAUUUAUUUAAAGCUAGACACGAUAUCUUUUCUAAUUAUUUCGCAAUUGCCAAGUUCAAAUAAUACAAGUAUUUAUCGCAA
Bombus terrestris (buff-tailed bumblebee) is the source of this 1824-nucleotide messenger RNA. Its product is annotated as dynein light chain Tctex-type 5-like. Gene Ontology annotation, biological process: microtubule-based movement. Bases 705 to 1103 code for a protein of 132 amino acids. The record is from RefSeq and is a predicted model, not a curated record. The transcript is spliced from 3 exons. Gene Ontology annotation, cellular component: cytoplasmic dynein complex; cytoplasm. Gene Ontology annotation, molecular function: dynein intermediate chain binding. Lineage: Eukaryota; Metazoa; Arthropoda; Insecta; Hymenoptera; Apidae.